Molecule: messenger RNA, 1819 nt
Organism: Lactuca virosa
Lineage: Eukaryota; Viridiplantae; Streptophyta; Magnoliopsida; Asterales; Asteraceae
Source: the annotation of a GenBank genome assembly
CCAUUAAAUUGGGGUUACAUUGCCGACCCAAUUGUCUCUGCAAACAGUGCUAUCCCCAAUUAAUACGCCAUUAAUGGAACAUCAUCACAUCCUUCAUUGCCCACCGCUGUUUCCAGCACACAUAUGCGCGAUUUAGGGUCGACUUUGGUGUUCUGAUUCAAUACUAGAAGAACUUUUGAUUGUAUUUAAAGGGAAAAGGUAUCUCAUGAUCGUUGAUCUGAUUUGAUUUGAUUUCAAGAUGAAGGCUUUUGGAUUAUGGGUUUUGUUUUUGGUGUUUGCAACAGCUUUAAUCUGCUUAUGUUUUUCUUCAUGUUCUGAAGCAAGCAUGAACCUACACAAGGGCAGGAAACUUAAGGAUUUAAUUGUUUUGAAAGGCUCAAUUAUAUGGAUUGAAUCAAAAGUAGAAGCUUGUGUUAUGUGGCAGGAGGAUAUGAAUCUUGAUGAUGAAAGCAACAUAGAUUUGUUUGAUUAUCACAAGAUCAAUCCUGUUCCAAGUUCAAAGGCCUCAAUAAGGCCAGGACCCAUUCAACAUGGGACUCCUCUUAUGCCUUUCAUCCCCAAGGAUCCACCUCCUGGACCUGAUCAUGGCAAUGAUGCUGAUCAUAGGUAUAGGGUUCGACCAUAUAAGCAAAUCAAACGAAAUCGUGGAGAGAAGAAAAUCAGAGUUUUAAGAAGCAUUGGAGUAGGAAGCUUUCAUUCGUUUCUGAUAUCGGGUCAUACGUAUAUUGGACCAGAGCACUUGCUUCUUGCUUUGCUUGAUAAGGAUGGGGGUGAAAACCGUGCUCUUAGGAAUUUUGGUGCAUACGCAAAGGACAUUCACAAAAAGGUGAUGAGAAUGAUUGAUGAGAGUAAACAAGAAAGCUCUAGCGACAAGAUGCCAAUUCUGGAAGAGUAUGGUGUUAACUUAGCACAGCUAGCAGAGACUUGGUAUGAUCCUGUUACUGAUGAAAGGAAAGCACAAAUCAAAAGAGUUAUUCAAAUUUUGGGAAUACAUACGAGAAACAACCCAUGCCUUGUUGGGAAACCCGGUGUUGGAAAGACAUAUAUUGUACAAGGCAUGAUUAGUCUAGACAUGCAUCGACUUUUUCAAGGAAGGUAUGAGGAGAGACUAAAGAAGCUAAUGGAGGAAGUCGAGGAAAAUGGUGGUGAAAUUAUUCUCUUUAUUGAUCAGCUCCGUACUUUAUUUGAAGCAGGAGCCUCAGAGACGGCUAUUUGUGCUGCUAACAUCUUGAAGCCAGCUCUUGCUAGCGGUAAAUUGCAGUGUAUCGGAGCAACAACUGAUGAUGAGUACCGGAAACACAUUGAGAAGGACCCAGCAUUGGAGAGACUAUUCGAGCCCGUAAAGGUGCCAGAGGCAACUUUUGGUAGAACUAUGAUGAUCUUAAAGCAGAUUCAAAAAACAUAUGAGUAUCACCACAAGCUCAGGUACACUCGAGAAGCAUUACUAGCUGCUGCCCAUCUGUCCUUUCGGUGCAUAAGUGAGCGCGGUUGUCCUGGUAAAGCUAUUGAUUUAAUCGAUGAAGCCGGUUCAUUGGUUUGCCGAAAGCACGAAAAUGAAGGUCUAAACUACCGUGACCUUCUGGAAGGACUUAAACGGUUGAGAGAGCUUAGAUUGGAAUGCCAAGGGGAAAUCGCCGCAUUUCGCGAUAAGGACUUAAAAAAGGCUGCUAGAUCAUGGGACCUUCUCGUGGGUCUUGAGCUUCAAAUAUUGGAGAAGAAGACAAGAAUCAAAGAGAUGAAGCGUAAUGAAUCGACGGGGAUUACUGUAACCGAAGCAGACAUUGAAGAGCUCGUCUCCUCUUGGAAACUUCAUAUCUAA